AAGGAGGCUAGAGGAGCGGCUGCUAGCGGGAGAGAGGCAGAGAGAGAUGGGAAUGGCUGUUGAUGGUGGGUGUGGGGACAGUGGAGACUGGGAAGGUCGCUGGAACCAUGUAAAGAAGUUCCUCGAGCGAUCUGGACCAUUCACACACCCUGAUUUCGAGCCAGGCACUCAACCCCUUGACUUUCUGUUAAACACGUGUAAAGUUCUAGUUAUUGGAGCAGGAGGAUUAGGAUGUGAACUUCUGAAAAAUCUGGCAUUGACUGGUUUUAGGCAGAUCCAUGUAAUUGAUAUGGAUACUAUUGAUGUAUCUAAUUUGAAUAGACAGUUUUUGUUUCGACCUAAAGAUGUUGGGCGGCCUAAAGCAGACGUUGCUGCUGAGUUUCUAAAUAGUCGAAUUCCUAGUUGUGCUGUUGUACCACAUUAUAAAAAGAUUCAGGACCUUGAUGAAACUUUCUAUCGACAAUUUCAUAUAAUCGUGUGUGGUCUGGAUUCAAUACUUGCAAGAAGAUGGAUAAAUGGCAUGCUGAUGUCUCUUUUAAACUAUGAAGAUGGGGUAUUGGAUCCAGGUUCCAUCAUACCUUUGAUUGACGGAGGAACUGAAGGCUUUAAAGGAAAUGCACGUGUCAUUAUUCCUGGCAUGACAGCUUGCAUUGAAUGCACACUUGAACUGUAUCCACCUCAGGUAAAUUUCCCUAUGUGUACAAUUGCUUCAAUGCCUCGACUUCCAGAACAUUGUAUUGAGUAUGUCAGGAUAUUGCAGUGGCCCAAGGAACAACCUUUUGGAGGUGCUCCAUUAGAUGGAGAUGAUCCUGAGCAUAUACAGUGGAUUUAUGAGAGAUCUUUAGAAAGGGCAUCAGAAUUUAAUAUUAAAGGUCUAUCCUACAGACUCACACAAGGAGUCGUAAAGCGAAUCAUUCCAGCAGUAGCUUCUACAAAUGCUGUCAUUGCAGCUAUAUGUGCCACAGAAGUUUUUAAAAUAGCCACAAGUGCAUACAUACCUCUGAACAACUACUUGGUGUUUAACGACGUAGAUGGACUCUACACGUACACAUUUGAAGCCGAAAGGAAGGAGAACUGUCUGGCUUGUAGCCAGCUUCCCCAAAACAUAGAAUUCUCUUCAUCAGCUAAACUGCAGGAAGUCUUGGAUUAUUUGACAAACAAUGAAUCAUUACAAAUGAAAUCUCCAGCAAUAACAGCCACAGUGUAUGGGAGGAAUAAAACUCUUUACUUACAGUCAGUAACUUCAAUUGAAGAACGAACAAGGCCGAAUCUCUCAAAAUCUUUAAAAGAGUUGGGACUUGUUGAUGGUCAAGAACUUGCAGUUGCAGAUGUCACUACUCCACAGUCUUUGCUCUUCAAACUACACUUCACUACUUGAUAAUCAACAGAAGUGAUGUCAAUGUGCACUGAAGCAGACUUGCACACCUUGUAAAACAAGACAAGUUCCCCAGAGCAGUCCCUGUUGGUACAAUCAGUUCUAGACUUUUACCCUGAAUAAAUUGCUCCUAUUUUAGAACUGAAUUUGGAAACCAAUAUUUGGUUGAUGGUAUUUGUAUAAAUGCUCAUUAAAUGUACAGCAAUAAUCCUAAUUUCCAACUUGUACGUACACUAAAAUGCCAACACUCCUUCCCGCAUGUUGAAACUUUAUGAUGGUGGAUGGAUUAGUUAUCCAAAGCCCUCUGAAUG
This is a messenger RNA of Euleptes europaea (tarantolino), 1686 nucleotides long. It is a transcript of the gene UBA3, whose product is annotated as ubiquitin like modifier activating enzyme 3. The transcript has 17 exons. NCBI's taxonomy places the organism in Eukaryota, Metazoa, Chordata, Lepidosauria, Squamata, Sphaerodactylidae. Gene Ontology annotation, biological process: protein neddylation. The record is from RefSeq and is a predicted model, not a curated record. Gene Ontology annotation, cellular component: cytoplasm; nucleus. Gene Ontology annotation, molecular function: NEDD8 activating enzyme activity. The coding region runs from base 47 to 1378 and encodes 443 amino acids.